This is a messenger RNA of Anneissia japonica, 2419 nucleotides long. RefSeq lists its product as uncharacterized. NCBI's taxonomy places the organism in Eukaryota, Metazoa, Echinodermata, Crinoidea, Comatulida, Comatulidae. Gene Ontology annotation, molecular function: protein binding. Bases 264 to 2087 code for a protein of 607 amino acids. The transcript is spliced from 6 exons. Gene Ontology annotation, biological process: signal transduction. The record is from RefSeq and is a predicted model, not a curated record.
UGUUGCGAAAUGCGAUGCAUGAACGUUGAUGUUUAAUUCGAUGUUUACUGUUGUCGUGUGCUGGGUUUUUUGGCAUUGGCUUUGUGAGUGGGCGGAAGCAAAACUUGAUCAAAAUAAUACUUGAAAGAAGAAUUACUGCAGUCCAAUCUGGUUAGUGAGAUCAGGGUUGUUCUCCCUGGUGAGAGAUAGAGCCUAUCCUAGGCUUAAAGGUAGAACAGGCUGGGUGAUAAACAUUGCUUAAUAUUGCAUUACUGAAGGUGAAGAUGGGUAAAAAUGAAAGAAGAAAAAAGCGUCUUGACAUUCACUGUUCUAAAUUUAUAAAAACAGUAGAAGUAAAAAAUAUAUUACACUGCUUCCCUAAAAUGCCAAAGGGUACAAAGGAAACCAUAGAGCGAAAAGCUGUAAUUGAAGGCAACCAGGCCGCAGCAUUUGAUUUUUAUAUGAAAGUAACCAAAGCUGACAGUGAUUGGUAUGACUAUUUAAUGAAUGCCCUGAGAGAAGAAGAAUACUUUGACUUACUAGAGCUACUCCAAGAUGAUGAUGAUGACCGGCGUACCUCAUCAUCAACUAAAACGGUGGAGCAGCCAGUUAAUUUUCCACGCCAAGAGAUGAAUCGUAACAUAUCUGUAAAUGCAGGCCAGUCUCAACAUCCUGAAAGAGAUCAAACAAACAGGCAUCAAAGCAUGCCACAGCAGGCUUCCCCGCCCCAGUCCCCUCAGGGGGCAUCCCCUCCUCAUUCCACUCAGCAAGCAUCCCCUCCUCAUUCCCCUCAGGGGGCAUCCCCUCCUCAUUCCCCUCAGCAAGCAUCCCCUCCUCAUUCCCCUCAGGGGGCAUCUCCUCCACAGUCCCCUAAACAGGCUUCCCCUCCUCAGUCCACUCAGCAAGCAUCCUCUCGCUUGCCUCCAGAGCUCUUAACAAACACAAGCCAGUAUAUAGCUAAACACCAGCCUGGUCACCCAGCUUUGGAUAUUGAACCCCAGCAGAGUACACCUUUAAGCCCUGAGGCAUAUACAAGACCAGGUGAUGACAAUCGUCAAGCAGGCAGAGAGAGUACAAGAAUAUUUCACCAAGAGCCCGAAGAAGUUACUUCCGUGAAUGAGUUGACCUUAGGUAAAGUGCAUCAAGGAGUAAGACAGGUAUUUAACAAACUAAUGAACGACAACAACGACUACCCACCCAACUGGAAGUCUUUGGCAUCUAAAUUAAAUAUGACAGUCGAUGAGGUUAACAGCAUACAAGGUGCCCCACAGCUGUAUGAAUUGUUGAGAACCAGAGGAAUGAGGUUGGUAGAGUUGGUGCAGCUUUUGAAAGAAAUGGAAAGAGCUGAUGUGGUAUCAGAAAUUGAAAGGUUUUAUGACCUCAGUGACAUGGAUCUACCAGAGCAGCCAGUUGAGAGACUGUCUCCAAAUGUUUCUCGUCAAACAAGUAAGAAGACAACUAAACGCAUGUGGGAACCACCUGAAAACAAAGAAAAAAUUAAGGUGAAAGAAAUACACAAACAACAACCAGAUCAGAUAAAGAUGAAUUCGGAUGAGGUAAAAAAUAUAGGUAAAAAUGUAAUGAAUUUUGAACCUGAGAAACAAGUUAAAAGAGAACCUGUUGUUGGGAGGUCAUCGCCUGCUAAUAUGGUUAACCCUGCCUCAAGGAAUGACUCGAAACCAAUGAUGGUAACUCCUGUAAAAGUCAGUAGCUCAUCAGCAAAUGAAGAACAGUUGACAAUGCCUUAUGUUGAUACAUCAGCACCAGCUCCUUUAAAAUCUGUCAAUCAACCGCCACUUGAUAGCUGUAUAGAGCUAAGCGGUCCAUUUGUACUAAAUUCUGUCGCAAAUGCACCGGAAAGCAUGGAAGAUCAUGUUACUGAAAAUGUUGAGCAAAAUGUAGAAGAAAUGGGAGAUGCUCAUGAAAAGGAUGAUCAUGAGGAAGAGCAUCAGGAAGAAGCAGAAAAUGAUGUUCCUAAAAAUUCAGAUUCUGAAGUGUCACCUGUAGCUUCCACGAGCAAUGCAUCUUCCGAAUCGACAAUGCCCAGCAGAGCCAGACAAUUUUUGUCUGAUGGAAUUCUUGCACUAAUUAAUAUGAACAGGCUUUGACAACUGUAACUGUCAAUUUUCACAACCAUAACUGAAUACACAAUGUAUGUACAGUAUACAGUAUUUAACUAUUUCAAAUAUUGUAACAAUUAAGAAAAGAAAAUGCAAGUAUUUUGGGUACAUAGUAAGAGCGAACCAACUGCGAAGAAUGUUAAUGGAAGGAAAAGCUGAAUGAAAGAGAAAGAGGGGAAGACCAAGAAAAACAUGGGUGAAGAAUAUAUGUGAAUGGAUGAACAAAAGCUAUGAGGAAACAGCAAGAUCAUUUAAAGACAGAAUGAAAUGGAGGAAAAUCAUGGCAUUUGAAAUCCUUAAUGGAUAUGGAACUCACUGAU